Messenger RNA from Clarias gariepinus (North African catfish), 10898 nucleotides. Its product is annotated as msx2-interacting protein. The record is from RefSeq and is a predicted model, not a curated record. Bases 258 to 9956 code for a protein of 3232 amino acids. NCBI's taxonomy places the organism in Eukaryota, Metazoa, Chordata, Actinopteri, Siluriformes, Clariidae. Gene Ontology annotation, molecular function: mRNA binding. Gene Ontology annotation, biological process: regulation of transcription by RNA polymerase II. The transcript is spliced from 15 exons. Gene Ontology annotation, cellular component: nucleus.
CGUGCGCGCUCCCGGCCCGCGUUUGGUCGAGUUCACACGCCUUGCGCGCUCCCGCUCAGUCUCGGGUUCACACGCUCGCGUUGAGACGCAGCAGCCAAAAGGAGCUUUUUUUUCUCACGGCGUUCAUUUUGGAAACGCGCAUUUUCCCCCCGACGGUCAGAUUAAAUAUACAUAAAAAACCCUCCAGAUAUUACAGACACCCAUACAGACAGAGGUGGAACCGCUUAUGUGCAUGAACAGCGAGGGGGACACGCAGGAUGGUUCGGGAAACCAGACACCUCUGGGUGGGAAAUUUACCCGAACAUGUUCGAGAAGAAAAAAUUGUCGAAUAUUUUAAACGGUAUGGACGCGUGGAGAGCGUCAAAGUCCUCCGUAAGCGAGGUUCGGAAGGCGGCGUGGCAGCUUUCGUGGAUUUCGUUGACAUCAAAAGCGCCCAGAAGGCGCACAACGCUGUCAACAAAAUGGGCGACAGAGACCUUCGCACUGAUUACAACGAGCCCGGCUCGGUGCCCAGCUCGGUCCGGGGUCUGGAGGACAACCCUCCGUCUAGCAGUCACACCAGGGACGUUGCAACUUUCUCGAGAGCUGCUGUGGGUCCCGUUUAUGGGCCCCCGGUGUCUCUCCACACCAGGGAGGGACGCUAUGAACGCAGACUAGACGGCACCACAGACACUCGGGAUCGAGCAUAUGAGCACAAUCCGUACGGACACCACGAACGCAGUGGCACUUUUGAUAGGCCGCGGCACUACAACACGGACUAUUACCGAGACCGUGCCAUUUUUGCCUCUGGAGUUGGGGCCAGCCCUGCAGUUAGUGCUAUUAGUGGGGGCUUUGACACGACAGAAUCUCAUUUUGAGUCUCGAAUCCGUGAUCCCUUCACUUUGUCUGGUUCCGCUCGUCGGGAUCCUUACCGCGACGAUAGGGGACGACGCGUCGAUCGGACUUACCAUCAUCGCCGGAGUCGAUCUUCUCAUUCCUCGCAAUCACGACACCCUUCUCCACAAAGGACCACGGGACAGACCCCCAAAGCCCCCCAUUCCCCAAAAAGAGCUCCUGUUUCUCCAAGCAGGGGUCCACGAUCACGUUCCCGAAGCCGAUCGUCCAGCUCGGAUUCAGUCAGCAGCACCAGCAGUACAGGAAGCGGCAGCAGUGAUUCCAACAGCAGUUCUAGCGAGGGAUCACGAGCACGCUCUGUUCAGUCCGCGGCCACUCAUCCACCUCCAGCUCCUCCUCCACUAUCUCUGGACUGUGAUGAACCACGUCGAAGUUUUGGCAUCCGAGUCCAGAACCUCCCUGUACGAUCCACAGACACAAGUCUAAAAGAUGGACUUUUCCAUGAGUUUAAGAAGUAUGGGAAGGUCACCUCAGUGCAGAUCCAUGGAGCUUCAGAGGAGCGAUACGGUUUGGUGUUUUUCAGACAGCAGGAAGACCAAGAGAAAGCACUCAGUGUGUCCAAAGGAAAGCUCUUCUUUGGUAUGCUGAUUGAAGUGACAGCAUGGAAUGGCCCUGAGACGGAAAGCGAGAAUGAGUUCCGGCCAUUGGAUGGGCGCAUCGACGAGUUUCACCCAAAGGCAACCAGAACAUUGUUUAUUGGAAAUUUGGAGAAAACAACUAAUUACCAGCAGCUCCUUGAUGUGUUUCAGCGCUUUGGAGAAAUAGUGGAUAUCGAUAUUAAAAGGGUUAACGGCGUCCCCCAGUAUGCCUUUGUGCAGUACUCUGACAUUGCCAGUGUCUGUAAAGCUAUUAAGAAAAUGGAUGGAGAAUACUUAGGUGCCAAUCGACUCAAGCUUGGCUUUGGGAAGAGUAUGCCUACGACCUGCGUGUGGUUAGACGGUCUGUCCUCUAACAUCACAGAGCAGUACCUUACGCGUCAUUUCUGUCGCUAUGGACACGUGGUGAAGGUUGUUUUUGACAGAUUGAAAGGAAUGGCUCUUAUUCUAUACAACAAUACAGAUUUUGCACAAGCAGCUGUAAGAGAGACCAAAGGAUGGAAGAUUGGUGGCAACAAAAUCAAGGUUGAUUUCGCCAGUCAGGAGAGCCAGGUGGCAUUCUACCGCUCUAUGCAGGCAUCAGGGCAAGAUAUGCGUGACUUCUAUGAAAUCCCAGCUGAACGAAGGGACGACAGAAGACCCUCAUAUCAUGAAUUCUCAGCCGAGAGGGCAUAUUAUGAAAAUGUUCGUGCGCCAGGAAUCUAUGCUGAGGACCCACGGCGAGACUAUCCCGCUCGCAGCCGUGAACGUUAUCCAGAAUUAGACCAUUAUCAAGGUGACCACUAUGACCCACGCUAUCAUGAAGACCCUCGUGAUUACAGAGAUUACAGAGACCCCUUUGAACAGGAUAUCAGAAAAUAUAGCUACAUUCAGCGUGAACGUGAGCGAGAACGCGAGCGUUUUGAGGCUGACCGCAGCAGAUGGAGCCCGUCCCAUCCACGCCGGCCCAUAACACCUUCUGCCUCUCCUUCACCAUCUGAGCGCGUCUCAAGGGAAGCAGAGCGACGUGUGUACAGGCACUCAUCUGAGAGAAGUGGGAGCUGUAGCUCCUUAUCGCCAACUCCUCAGUUUGAAAAGUCUGAAAAGUCUCCAGUUGAUUUUAAAACUGAUAGUCUGGACAGAGAAGUGGAGCAGGCCGAGGCUGACCGUGUGAGUGGAACAGAAAAGAGCAAGCGCGGCAGACGCAAAGAAAAAGCAGACAGAGAGAAGGGUGAGAAAACAAAAUCGAGAAGGGGGAAAGUGCAGUCCCCGAGUGUACCUUAUUCUGAAGCAGAUCGAGAGCCCAGUCAGGACUCAAAUUCUGGGAAAGCGAAGGGUUCAGAUGUGGAGGGCUCAGAGAGGCAGAGGCACAAAGGUGAAGGCGAACCAUCCCCUUCAGAUCCGAUGUCUCGUCUGGAGUCACAAAAAGAAAAGCUUGAUGGUGCUAAAAUUGAUUCAGUGGAUCGAGAUAAUAAAGGGAGGUCAAAGAAACACCUUAAAUCAGAAGUUGGAAACGAAGGGAAAGACCCGCUUUUGGAUUCGGAUAGGCUUGCGGCACGAAAAAGGCGCUUUGGUGAUCCCAGCAAAACCAACAAACAGAAGAGGGGUCGCCUUGAGGAUGAACAGAGCACAGUUAGCCAACCUGCAGAUGUUGGAGCUUCCUAUUCAAAGGAAGGAGAAAGCGAUGUGAAAACAUUAGAUAAAGAUACACAGAAAAGAGAACAUUCUAAGUCCAAAUCAGAGAGGGUGGUGACUCAUUGUAGGGACGAAUUGGAUCACCGAGCUGAUUCCCAAAACUCAUCUGGACGACAGGAAGAGCAUUCUGAGACUAACGUGGAGUCUUUAGAUUUAAAAUCUCAGUCUGGACUAAGCGUGUCAAGGCAGUUCUCCAACGAUGGAACCCCAGAGAAGGACAACAAAGGCAGGGAAGAGUUACUGGACAUAGAUCUUUCUCAGAGUUAUCGAAAGCAAAUGGAGCAGAACCGAAGACUUCGACAGCAGCUCCAAGAGCCUGACAAACCAGGAAAGCCAGAAACUCCUCAGUGUGUAGAACCAGAAGAUUUUGAACACCGCAGCUUGGUGCAUGAGGUAGGCAAGCCACCACAGGAUGUCACUGAUAACUCUCCACCGACUAAAAGCAAGAAACAAGAUCACUUGGACAUCGAGGUUGGCACCAAGAGAGAACGAGUAUACAGAAUUUUCCGGCCGAAGAGUGAAGAGUCAGAGUGGACCAUAAACUCGCCCAAAUUUAAUCCCUCUCAACUUGGAGAGGAAGAAUAUACAGAUGUUCCUCAACUGAUUACUGUGAAAGAAGUAAAAGAACCACCUAAACAUGAGGACAGUUCUCAUCAGGAUAUAGACCCGGUUAAACGUGUACAUACUACACAGGUUUCCAAGCUAAGCACGUCCCAACAUGAUGAGCAGAGACGUUGGGAAAGUCGGCUAAAGCAAGACUUGCUGCCUGACUUUUCAAGGAGCUCAGAAAAAAGGCGCCUUAAUCGAUCGUAUUUGGAUUACAGACUCUGGCCUGAUUUAGAGCCCGGUGAAGUGCGCUCUGACUCUGAAGAAGAUAGAGAACACAAACCAAAUUCUCUUAUGCCCUCAACCUCAGUGUCCUUCCCUGAACGUCAUCGUGGAGACAGGUUACCAGAAUCAAAACUAACCACCUCACUGGAAAGAAACAAGUUUUGUUCAUUUGCACUCGAUCAGACAAUUACACCAGACACUAAAGCAUUGCUGGAGCGAGCAAAGUCCUUAUCCUCUUCAAGGGAAGACAAUUGGUCUUUUCUGGACAGCGAUUCUCAUUUUGCCAGUUUUAGAAGCAGAAAAGAUACAGAAAAGGUUGAGUCAACUCCACGACCAACUCCUUCAUGGUACAUGAAGAAGAAGAAAAUACGAAGCGAGUCCGAGGAUAAACUAGAUGAUCGAAAGGAAGAUCCGAAACCAGAAGAGCAAGAGCGUCGAGAGCUUUUCGCCUCACGCUUUCUUCACAGCUCUAUCUUUGAACAGGACUCGAGGCGUCUUCAGCAUCUUGAAAGAAAGCACGAAGACCCUGAGCAUGGCAUGGGCUUUCCAGCUAACCAGCAAGGCCAGAAUGAAAGUCAGCCUGAUACUGAACCAGUAGUCCUCUUCCAUGAACGCUUUUUAGAGUUGACAAGACUUCAGCAACAGAAGGGGAAAGAGCAGUCUCAGCAAGAAACCAAAAAAGAGGAAGGCACUGAUGGACAAGUCAUUGAUAAAACACAGGAGGAAGAGCAACGCAGUGUGGUUGAACAAGCUGAACUGAAACCAGCUGAGAUUAAACCAGUCAGCCCUGUACAAACCCCUCAGGCAAGCCCCAUGCAAAUCAUUCAACCUCUUCCUGUUCAAGAAAUUCUGAAGUCAGCACCUGUUGUGACACUUAAGGAGACGUCGCCUCAGCACGAAGUUUGUAAUGUUGAAGAAUCUGCCCCUAAACAACUCUGUCUGUCUGUAAAAGAAGAAAAACAACCUGAACAGCCUUUAGUCUCCCUGACAAAUGCACUGCCUCAAGAACCCCCUGAAUCAAGUAGAUCUGAAUUCCAGGACUCAAAGACUUUAGUGAAGGAAAUUAAAACAAGUCCUAAUAAAGAGUUUGAGCUCACCAAUGACGGAGACGUUGAGCAGUGCUCCAGUAGCGAGAAACGUACUACUGACUCGCAAAUAAUAUGUGAACCAAAAUCUGAGCCUCAAACCGAGAUUCCUGAAGUACAAAACCCUCCAUCUCCUAUGAUUGUAGAUGAAGGUGAAGGAAGAUUAGAGAAAUCGGAGCCUGUUCCUAUGGAAGUUGAACUUCCUGCGAAAGAAACUGAUUCAAAAUGUGUGGACAAUUAUACGGUGGAGGAACCAAUAUCUCCUCCUCCAAGGUCCAGAAACAAGAAGGGAAAGGCCUCGCCAACAGCCCCUUUGACCCCAUCACACACACCAGAUAAACAGAGUACUCGCAAAAGUGAACGUAUCGAUAGAGAAAAACUAAAACGCUCCUCUUCUCCAAGAGUGGACUCCUCUAAAGCAGUUUUAGAUUCGAAGUUGACUGGAAAAUCACCCAUUCAUAGCCCUGAGACUGAUCAAAAUGUAGAACAAAACACUCCCCCUGUGAGAGCAAGGCGUAGAAAUGUACGUUCUGUUUAUGCCACCCCGGUUGAAGAUGAAUCUACACCACAAACUGGAAAGGAUGUGGAGUCACCUCGUGGGUCACGCAAGCGUGGUGUAGACAAAGAAGCAGGGCAACCUCAAGCAGAACCAGACAAUCCCCCUGUACCGACACCGCCACGGCGGGGACGUCCACCUAAAAAUCGACGUCAAGGAGAGGAUUUUUCGGCUUGCAAGAGUGAGCGCUCAAAAGUAGCUGAGACUAAGGAGUUUGACAUUAAUGAAAGUGGAAACAGUGAAACUGUAACCAAGGCAGGCAAAGGCAAACAUUCCCCUUACGUAAACAAAACUGCAAAUCAAGGUACUGGGGCUGUAUUAGCAAAAAAAGGAGACAAAUUUGAUAAAACGUCUGACACAGUACCUACUACUGAGAUGGACGUGGAGUCUCAGGACAGCAAUGGCCAGCAGGAUAGUGGUCCUUUAGCAGCGAAUGAACCAAAGGAGGAGCAUAAACCACUAAGCAAUUUAGAGACAAAAGACAAAAUUACUCAAAUAGAAGGCACUAUUGGAAGCCAAGAUAAACUCGGUGAGACUGCUCAAGAGCAGUCACCUUUGGACAAAAGCACGAAAACUAAAACUACUCGGAUAACUUGUACUUCAAAGCUAAUGACUGAGGAUAAAUCUCUUGUUCUCAAAAACCUCAGAAUCAGGCUUGAUGUGACGGAGGUAAAAGCAAUGCUACAAACUGGGGAGGACGAAUCGGGGCAUGAUGACGGACCUAAAAAGGUCGUGUCAGGAACAUCGCCUAAAGAGCAAGUGCCAGAUCAUAGAUUUGAGAAAGAGACCAUAGAGGAAGAUGGUAAUAAAGAGUCAGUAACAACACCUCCAAAGGUCAAGGAUCCACAUGAGGCAUUAUCCCGCCAGAUGGAGCUCGAAGAAGCUGUGGAAAACAUUGCUAAACUUACAGAAGGCCCGCCUCUUCUUCAGUUCAAGAACUCAACCGAGUCCCAAGCCCCUUUAUCUGAAAUUGUAGAGGGGCGUGAAGAAGACAAGCCUGCUAAUCCUGCUAGUGAAACAGAACUUGCCGCUGCUAUUGAUUCCAUCACGUCUGAAGACCUGUCUUGCGGUUUGCCACAAGACCAAGUUAUCAGCGCUGUUGUAGACCCAGACCCAGAUGUUCAAACUUUAGUCCCAGAUGCCAAAGUUGAAGGCAGCAAUGCGACUGUUCAAGAAGACUCAUCAAACACGGGGACACCGAGAAAAAGUAGUAAAGGAAGACCAAAAGUCCAGAAGAGAGCCAAAGGCCAAAAAGCUGCUGCAAGCAAAAAAGAAGCUGUUAAAGAGGUGGUAAUGGAGCCUGAAAAUCUUUCUGUUAAGUCCCCAGAGUCAACAUCCACAGCAGUUGCCGAGAUUUCACCCACAGGUGCUGCUGCUGUAAUUGCCCCAUUAUCCAAGCAAGAUUCCAAUUUAGCUGGUAAUAUUGUCCCUGAAGUUCCUAAAGUGAUUGAGAGUGCUCUUAAAGAGCAGCCUGACUUGCCAAAAUUAUCUAGUCCAGCAGCAAGCAAAAGCCCAUCAUCACUCAGACCUCAGCUUAAUCCUUAUGAGUGUACGUCUCCUUCCCUUUCUCCCACAAGUAUUUGCCUUAAACCUUCACAUCCAAGUAGACUUUCCGUUUCCCCCACAGACAGAUUGAGUCAGCCUAAAGAGACAGCGGUAGUCUCCCCUUCAGCCUCUCCCGCAACUCCAACAGGGAGCCCAACAUUGUUGUCUGAUUCCUUUGCCCAUGAUAGUAACACCAGUGAUCUUCGGAAAAUUCUUGCAAAACCAAGAGGUAUCCCAAUCUCGGAGGUGAGUGCUACUUCUGCAAGCAUGCAUUUGAGGGAAAGCGAUGUCAAAAGUGCUCUGCAUGAAAACAGGCAACCUUCUAUUCCAGCUCAGCCAGUAGUUCGCCAGCAGACAUCCUUACCAUCCCCGGAGACGAAGCAAGUCUUUAAUGAGAAAUCUGUUAUUUCUGUCAUUGCCUCCACUGCCACAUCUGUCAUUAGUCGAGUUUGCAACCCCUCUGAAUCCGAGGAGAAACACAGUCUUCCAAUGGCAAACCCAUUUGUGGAAAAGCAGGCACCAAAACAGAUGUACCAGACCAGCUUGGAGGAAAGUAGCACUUACCAUGGACCACCUGUUGGAGAGGAGGGUGGGAAUACGGGUCGCUAUAUAGUGGAGACCACAUCACUUAGUACAGGCCCCACUACUGGUCUCAGGGUUAACACUUCUGAGGGGGUGGUAGUGUUGAGUCACUCGGGACAGAAAAUUGAGGGACGACAACGAAUUAGUGCAAAAAUCAGUCAAAUUCCACCACCCAGUGCAGUGGACAUAGAAUCUCCGCAGCUAGUGACGAUGCCUCAGAUCAAACAGGACCUUUACAGUUCAUCCCAAAGAGAUGUGGCUAAAAGUUCAGUACCUGCAGCAGACCAUGUUCAUUCCCUGAAAACGCAGACAAAUGUAUCCACUAAGCAUGAAUCUUGUUCAGAUAAAUUAGACUCGUACCCUCCAGUGCAAAGCGGGGUUGUGAAGAGAUUACAGCAGACACCUGGCUCAGCACAGGUAAUGGGUUUCCAUCCCUCAGAAUACACAAUGUUGAUGAAGCAUCAAAAGAAAGGAGAAGGAAGUGAACCACUUAAUGUGGAAAAUGUGAAGCCUGCCUGGGUGUCUACAAUAAGUCCUGCCAUAAGUCCUCUUCUUCCUUCUACAGGUGGCAAUCACGUUGGGUUCAUACCAGGAACGUCUACGGACAGAGCCGCCUCACAUAUUCAAACCAAACAGGAACCCCGCUCACCACGGAAAUCCGGUCACCCCCAUUCUCCUUUUGCCAAAGUGUCUUCUCCGAUUGGCUCUUCAUCUCCUAAAGGUGUGUCUAUGGUAUUACCAACCGGUUUACCCACCAUGACCCAGUAUGUCCCUAGUGUGCACCACUCUGAACAGUCAGUCAUUAUGCCUCCUCAUAGUCAACACGGAAGCCUUGGCAGAAUGUCGCCUCAUCGCGUGGGCCAGGCCAUUUCCAUGGGUCACCUUUCUCAGGGAGACGUACGAGUCAACACGCCUCCGCUAUCAGUGAUGAACUAUGGAAUUCACCCUGACGGCCUUGCUUCAUCUUGGGCACCUGGGCAACAGCGCCCCACGUCUCCUCAGGCUGUGGGGAACAGAGAGAUGGUUCUCAAAGUCAACCCGGCCAGCGCAAGAGGUCAUGAAGCAAGCGAGGAGGAAGCAGCCAGGCGCUUUCAUCAGGCGCUUACAAGGCCGACGGCGACUCAACUCAAACCGGAUUCAAUACCAGCAGAAUACCGCAGUGCACUUCACAGCGCACUGCCGCUGGAGAGGUUUAACAUGCAACCAAGAGAUAUGCGCAUGCUGAUAUACCACCCACAGGGGGAACGUCCGGCUGCCGAGCUGCACCAGGGGCAUAUAGCAGAGGCUGUCCCUCCCACCUCAACGCCAACGAACAUUACAGCCUCGCUUUCUCCACGGGCACACCUCUUGCAGAAAGGUAUGUCUGACAAGGAUGCCCUAAAGCAGUCAGAAAUAAAGAGGGCCACACCACCCCCUGGGAAAGACGGAAUGCUGGGAAUUCGUGGUACAGUGCCUGCCAUGGCCUCUCCUAAGCGAGUACAGCUGAUCACCUCAGGGCCACCCUUUUCGGAGUAUUCGAACAUGUACUCCAACCUGCGUAAUGUGCACUCGCAGUUUCCUGAAAAUUCACCUAUGGGGAUCAGCCAACCUCCUCGCAACAUCACUCCAUCACAGGGUGCGCAAGAAUCUGAUCACAAUCAAGCUCAGACUGAAAAUCAAGUCGAGCAUGUUGGACACCAGCAAAUCAACAUGGUACAGCUUCUUACGAGGUAUCCUAUCGUGUGGCAAGGUUUGCUGGCAUUAAAAAAUGAAACUGCUGCAGUCCAGUUGCAUUUUGUGUGUGGAAACAAGUCUCUUGGACUGCGGUCACUUCCUGUCCCAGAGACUGGACCUCCUCUGCGUAUUGUCCAGAGGAUGAGAUUGGAAACACAACAACUUGAAGGAGUAGCUCGCAGAAUGACUGGCGAGAGUGAAUUUUGCCUCCUGCUUGCAAUGCCUUGCGGCUUAAAUCAGGAAGAUGUGGUGACACAGACACAAGUGCUGAAAUCAGCUUUUAUUAACUACCUGAAAGCCAAACUGGCUGCAGGUAUCAUCAACGUCCCCAAUCCUGGCUCCAAUCAGCCUGCCUACGUGUUGCAGAUCUUCCCUCCAUGUGAGUUUUCAGAGUCUCACCUUUCACGGCUUGCUCCCGACCUCAUCAACCAGAUCUCCAGCAUUUCACCUCACCUCAUGAUCGUCAUCACCUCGGUCUGAUCCUUCGCAUCCUUUAAAACCUGGACUCAUGCCGACCUCAACGUCACCGACACGCUUGCGUUCCUGGACUUAAUGUAGCUCAGGAGAAAACUGGUGAUGUUUGGAAUCCUCCUACAUAUCAGCGUGUGCAGCACCACUCCACAUUGUCCCCCGUUUCACAUUUCUCUGCUGUAUUUGUAUUUAUUGGUGAUUUUUUUUUUUUACUCAUGGAAAUUCCUUGAGAAAUCAGGAUGUUUUUCUUUUUUUAUGGAACAAGAACACAAGGAGUGAGAACUUUUUUUUUUUUUUUUUUCUUAUUAAUCUUUUUUUCCAUGGUUCAUGUGGAGAAUACAAACCGUUGUAACAGACUAAUGUUAUUUUUUACAUAAUCAUGCAUCGUUCAGGAGAAAUAACGUUGGGAAUGUACAUUUCACAGGAUCGACUUGUCAUCCUUGCUUUGUCGCCUUUUCUCACUCACUUUGCUAAUCUGUGUUCGUGUAGGCUUGAACGCCCGGCUCUUGGAGUUUUGUGAUUGCGGGAUUGUAAAUAUUUUAAAUAUUUAAAACAAAAAACAAAAAAAACUGCGAAAAUGGCUUAAACCCCGGGAGAGUUGCCUCUUUUUAUGUUCAACGUUGGAACUGACUCCUGAAAUCUUUGGCGGGGCUGAUACAAGUGGAAAAACAUCGACGUAAAUGUUUGUGAUGUAAAUAUUGAAGACUUUGGGCUGGCAGCUCUCGAGGGUUUGUUUUGCGGGCACUUCAAAUUUUCUUACUCAAAUAAAAAAAAAAUCCAGAAAACUUGAAUAUAACGGUCAUAUUCUUUCUUUCUCUCUUUCUCUCAAUCUCUAGCUCUCUCAUUUCAUCAUUUGUUGGUUGUGUUUUUUGAUCUUGAGAUCAUGAGAAUCAUUUUUGUGUAAAAAAAAAUAAAUAAAUAAAUAAAUGCCUCUAACCAAAUUGAAACAUG